GGAAAGCUCCUUCAGCUACUGUAUCUAGAGAUUUAUGCUGUCAGCAUUGAGAGCCUCAAUCAGGUAAAACAAAUGAACUUCUUCUAUGUCUGAAGUUACAUAUGUUUUAUAGUAUGUCGUUCCUUACUUGAAUGAUUUGAAUUCUGUGUUUUUUAGUUCUUCAUUGACAUAUUUGAAAGCUGCCAUGCAGUAGGAUGCAAGUAAGGGACUGCAUUUUCCUCUUUAUUUUGAUUAAAUCCACUUCAUAUUUACAUACAGUAUGUAAAGGGAGGGGGUAGUGAUAGUGUGUUGCUGGCUGAGCACAUCCUUACCACCAUGGUUACCUUUGUAUGGGUGUUAAAAUAUUUAUGUCCGUUUGAAAAUUAACAGCCCUGAUUGGCCAUAGGCUAGCUCUGAUCACUGCUGAUCAUGUAAAUUAUUAGUGUGCUGAAUCAGAGAAAAUGAACAGUCAAACAUUCCUAAUGUCCUGCAAUCCAUCACCAUCCGUUUACUAUCAGUAUUGGUGUCACGCCCUGACUCUGGGGACUCGUAUAUGUUGAGUCAGGGUGUGUAUGUUCUAUGUUGUGUAUUUCUAUGUUGGUGUUCUAUUAUGUGUAGAUCUAUGUUGGCCGGUGUGGUUCCCAAUCAGAGGCAGCUGUCGCUCGUUGUCUCUGAUUGGGGACCAUACUUAGGCAGCCUAUUGGCACUGUGUAGUUGUGGGAUCUUGUUCCGUGUUAGGUAUGUUGUUUGUGUACCUUGGACUUCACGUUUCGGUUUUUUGUUUUGUCGUUGUGUUUAAUAGUCAAAUAAACAUGUAUGUAUAUCACGCUGCGCCUUGGUCUGACCCGUUCAUGAACGAAUGUGACAAUUGGACCUACCACAUAAGGAGAUGGUAACUAUUAUACCAAAACUUCAGAUUUCCAUCCACUCAUCUGAAGAAUCCCCUCUGUCUGCACACCUCUGGUCCCAGUCCGUAUGCACAGGAUGCAGUCAAAGGUCACCAGAUUUUUGUCAGGGCUCUGAGACUGGUGGUUCCUCUUCUGUAGCGCUUCAGAGGUUAAAACUCUCCGUCCUGUGAUGGGAAACAUUAGUCACCACCACUGGUUCAGGUCCUCAGGGGGGAGUGAGCAUGUGCAGACACUGUCAUUCUCUCUCUGGCUGUCGCUUAGUGACACCAUGAUGACAGUGAGAAUCUGUAGAACCCCUGGUGAGAAUGUAUGAUGUGUUGUGGUUUUGUCACACUCACAGUGACAAGGAAGUGAGGGAUCAUCUGGAAAUAUUAGUUGACCCUGACAUUUGAAAAGGCUUCAGGGCCACAGACAUGAUUUAAAAACAGAAGUGGAGGCUCUGAAGUGUUAUGAAGCAUAGGACUGUGUUCAACAGCAUCGUGUUUAUCUUACUCACCACUCACCACAAUGUCUACAGGUAUUUAGUCACACCAAAUGGACAAACAGAGACGGAGUUCAUGUGUUCAGAGUUCAUGUGUCUAUGUGGCCACUAACAACUAUAUUAUUUUGCCAAUCUUUCAGUCCGAAUGUGUCUCUGUAUGUCUGCAUGGUGUCAGUAGUGACAGAUUCCUGCGUAUGUACUGUUGACCAUUCAGGUGGUGAUUGACACGGACAGACAGACCUAUUCUCUCAGUCUGACGUCUGUUGAGGACCUCGAGGCUAUGGUCAGUCAUGUGACAGCUUCUCUGAAGAAGAUCUUCCCUGAUUCAUCUCCAAGGUGAGUGUCAUGGCAAUGUAGUUAAACAUUUCCCUCCCUCAAGCCUUGUGAGUGUUGCUUGUGAUGUACUUAUAGCAGAAACCCCUGAGGUGAAAAAUCAACCCAUUAACCAACUGAUUAGGGAUCCUUUGUGCUCCUCUUCUAUCCAAGGAAUGGUGGUUUUCUUACUCACUUCUGAAUCAUAUUCCAAUCCAAUACCAAUGAUAAAAUAGAUACCUAAUGUAAAUAUCUGUAAUAUCUGAGGGUUAAAAAUGUUUGACAUCUACAUGUGUAUGUGUUUCUAUCUCCUGCUCUCAGGAAGAUCCUGAAGAAGAUCCCUCCAGACCUGCAGGAGCGGCUGUGGAACCUGGCAACCCGGGUGGAUGAGCACCUUAGUGGAACACUGGGACCAUGUGGUCAGUAGAAUCAAUCAUACCACUGCACCAGUGUCACGUCAUUUGUGUGUAUCAUACUAUGUGGACAUUGUGUAGGUGUGUGUGGACAUGGAUUUGUACAGUAUCUGAUCUCUCUGUCAUUCCUUGGUUCUCUACACUACAGGAGGCAUCUCAGAGACGAAUGCUGCUCUAUGUGACUUCAAUGAGUUCCCCUGCAGAGAGGAGGUCCAAUGGGUCCGUAGGCUACCAUCCCCCUAUGAUGACACCACAUUAAAUGUUUCUGAUAAAUGUAUUUUUUCUACUAUAAAUAUCAACUGAUGGAGUCAUACAUCAAGAAUAUUAGUAAAUAUAUGUAUUAUUUCUAUUCUUUCAGGAUGUUGACAACAUUUACUAUGCCCAGAAUGGUUUGGAAUUCAACUUCCUGGAUUUCAGUCUUCUGGAAAACAGAGAUUUGGCCUUGUCAGUGGAUGCCCUCUCCUUCAACCCAUGGUUCACCAAGCUCUCCAGCAAAGACCUCAAAUUGGUAAACCUUUUAGCCACAUCCUGAUCUGUUUUUCCAGGUCCAGUUAGAGAGCACACUAUCUCAUGUUAUUACACAGCGUGAUGCUUAUCUACCUGAGUUAUCUUGCUCUGAGUCUUGCACUCUCUGGUCCUGUCAUCGAUGUCACAUCCAUGAGUUUUGGCAGUGUGAGCUGAGGAUGGGAUCCUGUGGCUGAUCAAACUGUCCGCCUGGACAAUGCUGCAGGGUCUAGCAGCGCUUAUCAACAGUCCACACAUGUGCACACAGACCGCUGUGCCCUGGAAGCAGGGCGCCAAAAUGACUUCAUAAUCUAGCUACUGUUGUGUUACUGGAACUGCAGUGCUUUUAGGCAAUCACCUGGUUAUGAUGGAGGUCAGGGAAAUGACCUUCACGAUAUGAGAGAAUUUGUGUGUAACGGCACAGAUGUAAUGAUAUUAUUCUGGGUCGUUCCACCAAUUCGGUGCCUUUUGAGAAGUGUAACUUAGUAAAAAAAGUAUAUAUUUCACAAAAUUGUUACGUUUUGUCAUAAAGAGCACAUGUUCAUUUUCAUAAAAAACAUGUUUUCCCAUCUCAAGAAGUUAAAUAAUAAAAUGACUAUAGUAAUUGUCAAAUAAAGUAUCAUGGUUGACCGUAUCAGGGUUGACCGUAUCAGGGAUGACCAUAACAGAGUUUACGAUGUGAAAGGGUUGACAAUGUGACAGGGGUAAUGGAAGCUUGUUGUUUGCAACAGGGAGUGGCAAUUGAAUGCAAGCUUAACAGGGUUGGCGUGUUAUGCUCGACCAGCUCAGUUUUCCACAUCAAAACACCAGCAAAUGGCCAAAAAGAGUAGAACCAGCUCAUCUGCUCUAUGAUUCAACUAUUAGAUGUUCAAUGUUUCUUUAAAAAAAAAAAUAUAUAUAUAAAAAAAGGAAUAGGUUCACCAUAUUAAAACAAGAGUUCAGUUCAUGUAACAGGGUUGAUCUGAAAAUGAGGGACAGAUUAAUCACUAAGCAAAAUAGAAAAUAAUAUUCAGAAUUGUUUUGGGGGUCAAAGCAAAAAAUAACUAGGGUUUACAAUGAUGGUGGAACUUGGAUACAUUUUGGGAUUAAGUGGGUUGAAAUCUUCCUAGAAGUGACACAGGGUUGACGGAGGGACAUGUCAAAAUGCUGCAUUUUGGCACUUUAGCAAGGCUUUAUUUAUAUAAAAAAUCAGAACCGGCUUUUGAAAUUGGUGUGCAAUUUCUACUUAAAAUAUCAAAGUGAUUCAAAAGGCACUUGUUUUGUGGAACAACCUUUCUAUAGGCUUACAGAAUUUCCUAGAAAGGAAGAAAUAGACAUAUGACCGUAGAAAAUGCUGACACCGAAGAUUCUCAUGGAGAUUAGAUUUGCUGCCAGUUUAUGAAGAUGGGAUGGCUAAUGAUUCAAUACAUAGUAGAGGAAUGAUUAUUCCCCCUCUGUAUCUCUCCCCAGAGCUCAGAAGUCCAGGAGCAGGUUCUCUUCAUGAUCAACAGAUCCUCAACCCUGGAGGAGGUGUGUCUGGAAGGAGGUGGAGUCAAACUGUAAGUAGCCUACUCCACGUGAUACUCCUCACCUUUCUAAAACAUCCCUCCCUCCUUAAAUCAUUCUACCUGGUGUCUGAGGCACUGAGGAAAUGGGAAAUAUUUGGAUGACAUUUGAUUUAUGUGAUUGGUUCACUUUAUUAUUCAUUUUAGUUCCACAUUAAUAACUAAUCUCUGUUCCUCUGUCUCUCUCCGAGCCCUUUCUCUUGUAGGAAUUUUGCAGUGAAGAUGGCCUGCGGCCUGCGAGAUCACACCUGCUCCGCCAUCCACACCAUCAAUCUGUCAGCCAAUCAUAUAGAGGACAAAGGUGAGCCUUUUCUUAUCAUAAAUAACUUUUGGGGUUUGUCAAUGUCCAUUGCUGGGGUUCCCUAUUCAAACUUGCCUGGACUGGCUAGUGACUACUCAUCUGCUCAUGUGUGUUACCUGUCAUCAGGUGUGAUAGCUCUCAGUCAGGAACUGGAGAACCCAAUGGUCUCACCCAGCUGUCCAUCUCCAGGAUUGCUGUCUCUCCCAAAGGUACAGUGACAGUCAAACUCUUCUGUCUGCUUCACCCUUUUGUUCAUUUUCCAUAAAGAUACUAUGUCUUUGUGUUGAUACUUAUCUUGUGAUAGUUUUCACAUAGAGUAUUGCAUUUCUCUUUCUCAUUCCUCUUUCUUGCCCCCUCCACCUCUCAAGGGUUGGCUAGUCUGACUCAGGCGUUCUCUCAGAACAAGGCCUUCUCCAGCUCUCUGUGUCACCUGGACCUGUCAGGGAAUACAGGCAGUCUGGCUACAGAGUAGGCUGUGGUGAGGGCGGGGGCAGCACUUGUUUUCAGUUCACUGCUUAGAAUUCAUUGCUCCAUACACUAUCACACUUGAACAAAGGUCUAUACUGUAGGUGCUGUUAAUUUCAGCUAAAUGCAUUUUGUGUAUAAUGUAUAGGGGUGGAUACUAUGGAACAUUAACUCCCUUGAUUAUAUUCAGUAAUGGGUUGUCUAUGAAAGGUUAUUUGCUGUAAAGGUAAAGGGAGUUUGUUUUGCCAGUGCAGUCUCACGUGUCAGGAUAUGCAUGCUAUUUGAUACUGAUAUGACUUAAUGAUGCAGGAGGCAUCUCAAUCAGAGUAAUAUAAUUAUUCCACAGUACAGAAUUGAAUUGAGUUGCCCUGUAGAUGGUUUUGGCUCUAGAGGACCAUAGCACUGAAUAGCUUCAUAUCUCUUCCUGUCAGAACCUGUUUAAGUUCCUCUCUGGGACAAAUGCUGUGUCUUACCUGGACUUGAGUGGAACUGACUGCCCUCUGGAUGCUGUAAGUGACCUUUAACCUUUUACUUCUGGUCAUGACAAUAAAACCUAAUCAGGCUCUGUAACCUUUGUUAAUUUGAAUAUUAUUAGCCUGAUAUGCAUGUUUGUGCCAUUGUGAAAUAAUGCACUUUACAUCCCCAACGUACUUCUACUUCUCCCCCUAGCUGUUUGUAUCUCUGUCAGCAGGCUUCUGCUCCAACCUUGCUCACCUCAACCUGUCCAGGAACCCCUCCUCACACAGGUGAGAACCCUGCUUUCCAUGUGUCAUCUUGACCGGUGUUAUCCGACCCAUCCGCUGACCUCUCUCUGUCCCCAGGAAGGUGCGGGAGGUGACAAGGACUGUAAUUUACUUCUUCAGUAAGAGCUCUGAGCUAAAAUAUGUGGGACUGGCAGGAACCAAACUACCCCCAGAGGCUCUCAGGUGCGCACUGAUGGAAUGCCAUACCAGAAAAUGUAAAUGUGAAUGUGAUACAUGUCAAACAGAAUGUGAAGCUUACUUAUAGCACUGGGUGAUACUGUAUGAUACUGUAUGUGUUUGUAUUUUGAUUUACACAUGUAUACUGCUGUUUGAUACACAUAUUUUAUUUUAUGCAGAUUGUUGUUGCAGGGUCUGGCCACAAAUACUAAUCUGUGUGGGCUGGAGCUAGACCUGAGCGGCUGUGAGGUGGACACACGCAGUUACACAUACAGUGAGGGAAAAAAGUAUUUGAUCCCCUGCUGAUUUUGUACGUUUGCCCACUGACAAGGAAAUGAUCAGUCUAUAAUUUUAAUGGUAGGUUUAUUUGAACAGUGAGAGACAGAAUAACAAUAACAAAAUCCAGAAAAACGCAUGUCAAAAAUGUUAUAAAUUGAUUUGCAUUUUAAUGAGGGAAAUAAGUAUUUGACCCCCUCUCAAUCAGAAAGAUUUCUGUCUCUCAGGUGUCUUUUAUACAGGUAACGAGCUGAGAUUAGGAGCACACUCUUAAAGGGAGUGCUCCUAAUCUCAGUUUGUUACCUGUAUAAAAGACACCUGUCCACAGAAGCAAUCAAUCAAUCAGAUUCCAAACUCUCCACCAUGGCCAAGACCAAAGAGCUCUCCAAGGAUGUCAGGGACAAGAUUGUAGACCUACACAAGGCUGGAAUGGGCUGCAAGACCAUCGCCAAGCAGCUUGUGGAGUUGCAAUGAUCAUGAGAACGGUGAGGAAUCAGCCCAGAACUACACAGGAGGAUCUUUUCAAUGAUCUCAAGGCAGCUGGAACCAUAGUCACCAAGAAAACAAUUGGUAACACACUACACCGUGAAGGACUGAAAUCCUGCAGCGCCCGCAAGGUCCCCCUGCUCAAAAAGCACAUAUACAGGGCCGUCUGAAGUUUGCCAAUGAACAUCUGUAUGAUUCAGAGGAGAACUGGGUGAAAGUGUUGUGGUCAGAUGAGACCAAAAUCGAGCUCUUUGGCAUCAACCCAACUCGCCGUGUUUGGAGGAGGAGAAAUGCUGCCUAUGACCCCAAGAACACCAUCCCCACCGUCAAACAUGGAGGUGGAAACAUUAUGCUUUGGGGGUGUUUUUCUGCUAAGGGGACAGGACAACUUCACCAAAUCAAAGGGACGAUGGACGGGGCCAUGUACUGUCAAAUCUUGGGUGAGAACCUCCUUCCCUCAGCCAGAGCAUUGAAAAUGGGUCGUGGAUGGGUAUUCCAGCAUGACAAUGACCCAAAACACACGGCCAAGGCAACAAAGGAGUGGCUCAAGAAGAAGCACAUUAAGGUCCUGGAGUGGCCUAGCCAGUCUCCAGACCUUAAUCCCAUAGAAAAUCUGUGGAGGGAGCUGAAGGUUCGAGUUGCCAAACGUCAGGCUCGAAACCUUAAUGACUUGGAGAGGAUCUGCAAAGAGGAGUGGAACAAAAUCCCUCCUGAGAUGUGUGCAAACCUGGUGGCCAACUACAAGAAACGUCUGACCUCUGUGAUUGCCAACAAGGGUUUUACCACCAAGUACUAAGUCAUGUUUUGCAAAGGGGUCAAAUACUUAUUUCCCUCAUUAAAAUGCAAAUCAAUUCAUAACAUUUUUGACAUGUGUUUUUCUGGAUUUUGUUGUUGUUAUUCUGUCUCUCACUGUUCAAAUAAACCUACCAUUAAAAAUUAUAGACUGAUCAUGUCUUUGUCAGUUGGCAAACGUACAAAAUCAGCAGGGGAUCAAAUACUUUUUUCCCUCCCUGUACAUGCACACACACACAUACAGUGGGGAGAACAAGUAUUUGAUACACUGCCGAUUUUGCAGGUUUUCCUACUUACAAAGCAUUUAGAGGUCUAUAAUUUUUAUUAUAGGUACACUUCAACUGUGAGAGACGGAAAUCCAGAAAAUCACAUUGUAUGAUUUUUAAGUAAUGAAUUUGCAUUUUAUUGCAUGACAUAAGUAUUUGAUACAUCAGAAAAGCAGAACAUAAUAUUUGGUACAGAAACCUUUGUUUGCAAUUACAGAGAUCAUACGUUUCCUGUAGGUCUUGACUAGGUUUGCACACACUGCAGCAGGGAUUUUGGCCCACUCCUUCAUACAGACCUUCUCCAGAUCCUUCAGGUUUUGGGGCUGUCGCUGGGCAAUACGGACUUUCAGCUCCCUCCAAAGAUUUUCUAUUGGGUUCAGGUCUGGAAACUGGCUAGGCCACUCCAGGACCUUGAGAUGCUUCUUACGGAGCCACUCCUUAGUUGCCCUGGCUGUGUGUUUUGGGUCGUUGUCAUGCUGGAAGACCCAGCCACGACCCAUCUUCAAUGCUCUUACUGAGGGAAGGAGGUUGUUGGCCAAGAUCUCGCGAUACAUGGCCCCAUCCAUCCUCCCCUCAAUACGGUGCAGUCGUACUGUCCCCUUUGCAGAAAAGCAUCCCCAAAGAAUGAUGUUUCCAUCUCCAUGCUUCACGGUUGGGAUGGUGUUCUUGGGGUUGUACUCAUCCUUCUUCUUCCUCCAAACACGGCAAGUGGAGUUUAGACCAAAAAGCUCUAUUUUUGUCUCAUCAGACCACAUGACCUUCUCCCAUUCCUCCUCUGGAUCAUCCAGAUGGUCAUUGGCAAACUUCAGACGGGCCUGGACAUGCGCUGGCUUGAGCAGGGGGACCUUGCGUGCGCUGCAGGAUUUUAAUCCAUGACGGCGUAGUGUGUUACUAAUGGUUUUCUUUGAGACUGUGGUCCCAGCUCUCUUCAGGUCAUUGACCAGGUCCUGCUGUGUAGUUCUGGGAUGAUCCCUCACCUUCCUCAUGAUCAUUGAUGCCCCACGAGGUGAGAUCUUGCAUGGAGCCCCAGACCGAGGGUGAUUGACCGUCAUCUUGAACUUCUUCCAUUUUCUAAUAAUUGCGCCAACAGUUGUUGCCUUCUCACCAAGCUGCUUGCCUAUGGUCCUGUAGCCCAUCCCAGCCUUGUGCAGGUCUACAAUUUUAUCCCUGAUGUCCUUACACAGCUCUCUGGUCUUGGCCAUUGUGGAGAGGUUGGAGUCUGUUUGAUUGAGUGUGUGGACAGGUAUCUUUUAUACAGGUAACGAGUUCAAACAGGUGCAGUUAAUACAGGUAAUGAGUGGAGAACAGGAGGGCUUCUUAAAGAAAAAACACUGUAUGUGUUUGCAGUUUGGGCAUUGAUUGGGGACAUUGCCCUGUGUAGGGUGCCGUCUUUCGGAUGGUAUGUUAAACGGGUGUCCUGACUCUCUGUGGUCACUAAAGAUCCCAUGGCAUUUAUGGUAAGAGUAGGGGUGUUAACCCAGGUGUCCUGGCUAAAUUCCCAAUCUGCCCCUCAUACCAUCAUGGCCACCUAAUCAUCACCAGCUUCCUAUUGGCUCAUUCAUCCCCCCUCCUCUCCCCUGUAACUAUUCCCCAGGUCGUUGCUGUAAAUGACAAUGUGUUCUCAGUCAACUUACCUGGUAAAAUAAGGGUAAAAUACAACAUUAAAAUAAACACACAUACACACACCUCACUUUUUUUUAUCAGGCUGAUAAUCACAUGUACGAAAAUGUAUGCACUCACUGCUGUAAGUUGCUCUGGAUAAGAGCGUCUGCUAAAUGGCUCAAAUGUAUAAUGUAAUGUAAAUGCGUAUUAUGUGUGCAGCUGAGGUCUGCUGGAGCCCAGGUGAUUCAGGAGCACAUCAAUCAAUCAAUCAAAUACAUUUAUAAAGCCCUUUUUACAUCAGCAGAUGUCACAAAGUGCUAUACAGAAACCCAGCCUAAAACCCCAAACUGCAAGCAAUUCAGAUGUAGAAGCACAGUGGCUAGGAACAACUCCCUAGAAAGGCAGAAACCUAGGAAGAUACCUAGAGAGGAACCAGGCUCUGAGGGGUGGCCAGUCCCCUUCUGGCUGAGCAGGGUGGAGAUUAUAACAGUACAUGGCCAUUAAGGCCAGAUUUUUCUCCAAGAUGUUCAAACGUUCAUAGAUGACCAGCAGGGUCAAAUAAUAAUCACAAUGGUUGUAGAGGUUGCAACAGGUCAGUACAUCAGGAGUAAAUGUCACUUGGCUUUUCAUAGCCGGGCAUCAUAGCCGGGCAUUUAGAGGUUGAAAUAGCAGGUGCGGUAGAGAGAGAGAGUUGUAAACAGCAGGUCUGGGAUAAAGUAGCACGUCCGGUGAACAGGUCAGGGUUCCAUAGCCGCAGGCAGAAGAGUGGAACUGGAGCAGCAGCACGACCAGGUGGACUGGGGACAGCAAGGAGUCAUCAGGCCAGGUAGUCCUGAGGCAUGGUCCUAGGGCUCAGGUCUUCCGGGAUGGGAGGGAGAGAGAGAGAAUUAUAGGGAGCAUACUUAAAUUCACACAGGACACCAGAUAAGACAGGAGAAUAACACCAGAUGUAACAGACUGACCCUAGCCCCCUGGCACAUAGACUAUUGCAGCAUAGAUACUGGAGGCUGAGAAAGGGGGGGUCGGGAGACACUGUGGCCCCGUCCGACGUUACCCCCGGACAGGGCCAACCAGGCAGGAUAUAACCCCACCCACUUUGCCAAAGCACAGCCCCCACACCAUCAGAGGGAUAUCAACAGACCACCAACAUACUACCCUGAGACAAGGCUGAGUAUAGCCCACAAAGAUCUCCUCCACUGCACGAGCCCAAGGGGGGCGACAAACCGGACAGGAAGAUCACGUCAGUGACUCAACCCACUCAAGUAACGCACCCCUCCUAGGGACUGCAUGGAAAGCACCAUUAAGCCAGUGACUCAGCCCCCGUAAUAGGGUCACAUCUUUGAAGCCAAGGCCAUCAGCAGUCUGGACUUCUCUGACAAUGGUACGGUUCCAAGCCCACCCCUUUUAUCACUCUCUCUCUCUCGCUCUGUGGAGAGGUGUGGGUUAGAUGGAGAGAGUACAGACAGGGGUGGUGUGUGUGUGCUAGGUGGUGCCAACCAGCAGGUGAUAAAUAACACACGAUUCAGAUCAUAUAACAUAGAGAGAGUGGGUGGGUGGGGGGGGGGGGGGGGGGGUGGUAGAUUGGCUGUUCUGAGAACUGUCCAAGGAGUCUCCAUUGGGGUCAACAUUAAGAAAAAACAACAACAUUAGAAUAGAGUAUUCUCUAUAUACAGUUGAAGUCGGAGGUUUACAUACACUUAGGUUGGAGUCAUUAAAACUUGUUUUUCAACCACUCCACAAAUGUCUUGCUAAUAUACUAUAGUUUUGGCAAGUCGGUUAGGAGAUCUACUUUGUGCAUGACACAAGUAAUUUUUCCAACAAUUGUUUACAGACAGAUUAUUUCAUUUAUAAUUCACUGUAUCACAAUUCCAGUGGGUCAGACGUUUACAUACACUAAGUUGACUGUGCCUUUAAACAGCUUGGAAAAUUCCAGAAAAUGAUGUCAUGGCUUUAGAAGCUUCUGAUAGGCUAAUUGACAUAAUUUGAGUCAAUUGGAGGUGUACCUGUGGAUGUAUUUCAAGGCCUACCUUCAAACUCAGUGCCUCUUUGCUAGACAUCAUGGGAAAAUCAAAAGAAAUCAGCCAAGACCUCAGAAAAUAAAUUGUAGACCUCCACAAAGUCUGGUUCAUCCUUGGGAGCAAUUUCCAAACGCCUGAAGGUACCACGUUCAUCUGUACAAGCAAUAGUACACAAGUAUAAACACCAUCGGACCACGCAGCCGUCAUACCGCGCAGGAAGGAGACGUGUUCUGUCUCCUAGAGAUAAACGUACUUUGGUGUCAAAAGUUCAAAUCAAUCCCAGAACAACAGCAAAGGACCUUGUGAAGAUGCUGGAGGAAACAGGUACAGAAGUAUUUAUAUCCACAGUAAAACGAGUCCUAUAUCGACAUAACCUGAAAGGCCGCUCAGCAAGGAAGAACCCACUGCUCCAAAACCGCUAUAAAAAAGACAGACUACGGUUUGCAACUGCACAUGGGGACAAAGAUCGUACUUUUUGGAGAAAUGUCCUCUGGUCUGAUGAAACAGAAUUAGAACUGUUUGUCCAUAAUGACCAUCGUUAUGUUUGGAGGAAAAAGGGGAAGGCUUGCAAGCCGAAGAACACCAUCCCAACCGUGAAGCACGGGGAUGGCAGCAUCAUGCUGUGGGGGUGCUUUGCUGCAGGAGGGACUGGUGCACUUCACAAAAUAGAUGGCAUCAUGAGGAAGGAAUAUUAUGUGGCUAUAUUGAAGCAACAUCUCAAGACAUCAGUCAGGAAGUUAAAGCUUGGUCGCAAAUGGCUCUUCCAAAUGGACAAUGACCCCAAGCAUACUUCCAAAGUUGUGGCAAAAUGGCUUAAUGACAACAAAGUCAAGGUUUUGGAGUGGCCAUCACAAAGCCCUGACCUCAAUCCAAUAGAAAAUGUGUGGGCAGAACUGAAAAAACAUGUGCGAGCAAGGAGGCCUACAAACCUGACUCAGUUACACCAGCUCUGUCAGGAGGAAUGGGCCAAAAUUCACCCAACUUAUUGCGGGAAGCUUGUGGAAGGCUACCCGAAACAUUUGACCCAAGUUAAACAAUUUAAAGGCAAUGCUACCAAAUACUAAUUGAGUGUAUGUAAACUUCUGACCCACUGGGAAUGUGAUGAAAGAAAUAAAAGCUGAAAUGAAUCAUUCUCUCUACUAUUAUUCUGACAUUUCACAUUCUUAAAAUAAAGUGGUGAUCCUAACUGACCUAAGACAGGGAAUUUUUACUAAGAUUAAAUGUCAGGAAUUGUGAAAAACUGAGUUUAAAUGUAUUUGGCUAAGGUGUAUGUAAACUUCCGACUUCAACUGUAUUUCUAUCCAGGAAUCUCAGAGGGCAACCGAACGCUGAGGAAAUAUAUAUUCAAGGGAUAAGAAAACAGUUGUUUUUCGAUGAAUAACACUUUUUCUGCAUUAUUAUAACUUACCAUUAUUUUUGGAUCUACCAAUAGAAAAUGAAAAAUACUGUUUUCUCUUCUCCUACUAUGACCUCUCUCAACCCUGGUUCUGGAAACACAUCAGAGCUAAUCAAAUGCUUGACCGCUGAGAGGACCUCAAAUCAGGCCGUGUUAUUUCUGGAGCAGGUAGACGAGGGCAGGCAGGGCUCCCAGCUUCCCACAGACAGACCUCCAUGCAGCACUGAGCAGUAAGGCCAGACAUGUCAGUCAGAAUUGACACAGCACUGCUGGGACACUGAGGCUCCAGCAUCCAGCACCUGCCUGUCUGCCAACCCAGUUCCUCAUCCCUCACUUCUAGUGAUCACAACGACCUCACACUGACUGGAACCAAGACUAUGAUGGCUCCCUACUUUCUUCUAGACCAGCCAGUGGCUCAGAUAUAGAGACCAUUCGUUUUCAUGGAGAAUGCAACUUUCAAAAGGCUCCAGGGAAUCCUAAUUAGUGUAUUUAUGACAAAAUAGGCUCAACAUUACCAGGAUGUGUACUCCGAGCAUGUGCUGACCAACUGGCAAGUGUCUUCAUCGACAUUUUCAACAUGUCCAUGACUGAGUCUGUAAUACCAACAUGUUUCAAGCAGACCACCAUAGUCCCCGUGCCCAAGGACACUAAGAUAACCUGUCUAAAUGACUACCGACCCGUAGCACUGACGUCUGUAGCCAUGAAGUGCUUUGAAAGGCUGGUCAUGGCUCACAUCAACACCAUUAUCCCGGAAACCCUAGACCCACUCCAAUUUGCAUACCGCCCCAACAGAUCCACAGAUUAUGCAAUCUCUAUUGCACUCCACACUGCCCUUUCCCACCUGGACAAGAGGAACACCUACGUGAGAAUGCUAUCCAUUGACUACAGCUCAGCGUUCAACACCAUAGUGCCCUCAAAGCUCAUCACUAAGCUAAGGAUCCUGGGACUAAACACCUCCCUCUGCAACUGGAUCCUGGACUUCCUGAUGGGCCGCCCCCAGGUGGUAAGAGUCGGUAACAACACAUCUGCCACGCUGAUCGUCAACACGGGGGCCCCACAGGGGUGCGUGCUCAGUCCCCUCCUGUACUCCCUGUUCACCCAUGACUGCAUGGCCAGGCACGACUCCAACACCAUCAUUAAGUUUUCCGACGACACAACAGUGGUAGGCCUGAUCACCGACAACGAUGAGACAACCUAUAGGGAGGAGGUCAGAGACCUGGCCGUGUGGUGCCAGGAUAACAACCUCUCCCUCAACGUGACCAAGACAAAGAAGAUGAUUGUGGACUACAGGAAAAAAAAGAGGACUGAGCACGCCCCCAUUCUCAUCGACAGGGCUGUAGUGGAACAGGUUGAGAGCUUCAAGUUCCUUGGUGUCCACAUCACCAACAAACUAUCAUGGUCCAAACACACCAAGACAGUCGUGAAGAGGGCACGAUAAAGCCUAUUUCCCCCUCAGGAGACUGAAAAGAUUUGGCAUGGGUCCUCAGAUCCUCAAAUAGUUCUACAGCUGCACCAUCGAGAGCAUCCUGACUGGUUGCAUCACCCCCUGGUAUGGCAACUGCUCGGCCUCCGACCGCAAGGCACUACAGAGGGUAGUGCGUACGGCCCAGUACAUCACUGGGGCCAAGCUUCCUGCCAUCCAGGACCUCUAUACCAGGCGGUGUCAGAGGAAGGCCCUCAAAAUGGUCAAAGACUCCAGCCACCCUAGUCAUAGACUGUUCUCUCUGCUACCGCACGGCAAAUGGUACCGGAGCGCCAAGUCCAAAAGGCUUCUCAACAGCUUCUACCCCCAAGCCAUAAGACUCCUGAACAGCUAAUCAUGGCUAACCGGACUAUUUGCACCCCCACCCCAUCUUUUUACGCUGCUGCUACUCUGUUAAUUAUUCAUGCAUAGUCACUUUAACUCUACCCACAUGUACAUAUUACCUCAACUACCUCAACUAGCCGGUGCCCCCGCACAUUGACUCUGCACCGGUACCCCCCUGUAUAUGGCCUCCCUACUGUUAUUUUAUUUCACUUCUGCUCUUUUUUUCUCAACACUUUUUUGUUGUUGUUGUUUUAUUUACUUUUUUAUUAAGAAAUAAAUGCAUUGUUGGUUAAGGGCUGUAAGUAAGCAUUUCACGGUAAUGUCUACACCUGUUGUAUUCGGCACAUGUGGCAAAUACAAUUUGAUUUGAUUUGAUUUGAAUUGAGCUGACUUGGAAAUAUAGCUUCCUCAAAGCAUACAGAUAGACAGACAGUCCACUUUUCCACAGAGAGAGUAAGUAAUGUAUGUCUAUCUAUCCUCAGGCUUUGAGAGUGACAUAGUCACCUUGGUGCUGUCCAUUGGAUGCAGGCACUCUAUCCGCGAUCUGGCUUUGGGAUGCAACUUUGCCAUGAAGUCCAGGUGAAUAGAUUACUCUGUCACGCCCACUGUGUUUUCUAUCCAUCUAUCUACUGUAUAUCCAUCAACUGUCCCCUUCUCUCUGCCCGCUCUCUCUCCACAGAGCUCUAACAGACGUCCUACAGCGUAUCGUCCAGCUCAUGCAGGAGGAGGAAUGUGUGAGUGUUCGAUCUUGUCCUUUGACUGACAAACACAUUUAUUUACGUUCUUUCAUAUAUCAUAUCUCAAACACUUAACUUUCCUGUGUACUAUGUAUAAUUAUAAUAAUUUGGGGGGUGCUUAUGUUUGUCCUGUUCCACACGUGUACUGGAAAUGUUUUUUUUUGUCGCAUAUCCCAACUCCUCCUGAGACACCCUCAGGGAGUGGGGUCACGGCCAGGGUCGCCAUUGUACAGCGCCCCUGGAGCAAUUAGGGUUAAGUGCUUUGCUCAAGGGCACAGCGACAGAUAAUUUUUUUUAAACCUUGUCGGCUCCGGUAUUUGAACCAGCAACCUUUCGGUUUCUGACCCAACGCACUGACAUCGAGAGUACCUGCCGCCCCAUCUACGUGAUCUAAACCUGUUCUAAUAAGCUGUCGUAAACAACCAUUGACUUAAACAUCAGCUUAGCUUUGAAAAGGCCUCAUUUACAUUACAUGAAUCUCCUAGCCUCUGACAACAACAGUAAAUCUCAGUCUCCUUUACCCUCUCCUCAGUAGAUAUCCCUGCUCCUCUUAUGUUUUGACCCUGGCUCUACCACUGCCCAGGCCUCUUCUCCAGUAGUGUCCCGUUCCCUGUAAUAGUUGGAGGCUCUGUGGAGGCACAGUCCUCUGGGACGUCCCCCUGAGUGAAAGCAAGCCUUUUAAUUACCCAGAAUCUUUCUCCAGCGAGACGCGGCCUGCCUCAGUAAUUACACACUGAGCAGCUUAAACUACUACAGUAUACUAGGCUCAUUAAAACAGGCAGCCAUUUUCUCUCAGAGGAUCAAAGAGCCCUCUCAUAUCUGAGAUGGAGAUGUCAGGGUGAAGUUCAUGUAAACCAACUGAAGUUCUUUCAGGCCCAGGCUCUGGGCUCUGGCUCAGAUCAGUGGUGUGCGUCUGCAUGCAUGCGUGCCCACAGCCCCUGGAGUCUCUGUCAGUGUGUGAUUCCGAGCUGAAGACAGGCACCACCAUCCUUAUCAACAGCCUGGGCCGCAAUGCCAGCCUCACUAAUAUUGACACCAAUGGCAACUGUAUCAAAGACACUGGAGCCAAUUUGCUGGCCAAGGCCUUACUCAUCAACACUAAGCUUAGGUAACCGAGCCAUAACCCAACCUAACCUAUCACCUAACAAACCUAUCCCAUCAUAGCCAUAACCCUACGCAACUCCCAAACUAACCAACAAUAACCUGACCUGCCAUGUAUAACCCCAUCCAUGUCUCUACAGGACCCUGGUCUGGGACAGAAACAAUGUGACAGUCAAGGGGUUUCUGGAUGUGGCAAAUGUUCCAGAGAGGUGAAUCGUGGACAGGGAGGGUCUCAGUCCAUCAAACAGAGCAAUAUCCCCUAAAACAUUAUAUUACCCUUCCUUUCCUGGCUUUCAUGUUUGUUAAGUCAUGAACACAGGAACUUCACACUGCAGCACAUGUCCAUCCCCAUGAGUGAUGUCACACAUGGGUAUUGUAGCAGUCCUGAGAAGACAGAGGAGGCUCUUCAGAAGGUGAGAUUGGGCUGACAAAAAACUAACAUUCUAAACUCCAACUUUCACCAUGGUAUUAAACAUCUGUGGCUGUUGUGUGUCCAGAUCCAGGCCUGUCUGCUCAGGAACAACCAGAGACAGUCAGGAGUCCCAGACCAGAUACUAAACCUGCAACAGGGUCUGAAGACUGUACGCUCUCUGAACAGGUGGGUCAGGCUCGGUCAUAGGAGGAAGCAACAGAAAUAUGUGUAUAAUCUGUAUGUAUGCGAGUCUGUUCCUUUCCCGUAGUCCUUACUUUCUGGUACAUUUGCCUCUGACAGGUGAUAUAUUGUAAAUUACUGUUUUAUAUCUUUAUUGUUUUAUAGCAUCAUAUCCUCUAAGUAUGAAUAAAUUGUUUUUAUAUAUCCUUAGAGAUUGAAAGUAGUGUUAGGUUCAAGCUCUUUGUGUAUCCGAAGUGUAAUUAUUUAGUGGACUGUAGGAAUGUGUACUCCCAAUAACUCAAGGCCUCUCCUGACUGAUAUGAAGUCUUGUGAUAUGCACGGAGGAGCACGGAGAAAUCCUGGGUGAUGGAAAAGUACUGAAGUACAUAUUUGUGGAAGGGAGGGGGUGAGAGCUAAGGGUGUAAGUGGACACUGCACUGUAUUGAAUGUAUGUAUUCAGCUGUUACUUCUUCUCUGAGUAAACAUUUGAAACAUCACUCUUAGUUUGGGCUCUUGUAUGAUAAAUAUGUUUAUGGUAUAUUGAGAUAUGGGUCUUCUUAUGACAGGGACAGUAAAAGUCACCCUGCGUCUCUGUCUGACUCAUCCCAUCCCAACUGGUUCAGGGUCUCUGUCAGAGGUUACAGGAGAGUGUCCUACCUUUAACCCCCUGCAAUGUACAGGAAGUGCAGUCAGACAUAUUGACUGCAGAGGAAGUGCUUUGUAAUGCUAAGACCUCCAUCACCUCCAUGAGUCUCACACAACAGAUUGGUGAUUGUUGGCUAGAUUGACAAUGUGUAUCUGUGUAACAUAGGCCUAAUGAUGAACUCAUUUGAGGAUGGUGAAAUAUAAUACAAAUCGCUAUCGCCUUCACUUUAUGAGCUGGGGAGGACACCCUCUAGUGGUGUAAUGCUGCAACAUAUACUGAAUGACACGACCAAAACAAUUACUGCUAUUUCUAAGUCUGUUUUAUUGUUUGUGUACAGUAUUUAUGAGGAGCAUCAAUAUGCAUCAGUCACCAACCACACAGAUGACUAUCACCAUUCAGCCAAUUAGAAGAGACAUGUCUAAAAUAAUUGCUGCAACACAUGAUAGGGAAAGACUCAUGAGAGGUCAUCCAGGUGAGUCUCCCAGGUGACUGGUAUGCCCUGUGUGUUCCAGGAGCUGGCCCAGGCCUUUCUAUAGGCAGCCCAGACUCUCUAUCCCAGGGUCACACAGAGGUCAAGUGUCUGUGAGCAGCUGGCUGACUGUGUGGCUAAGAUGUCCAGACAGACAGCCCUCUUCAUCCAGGACACCCUCAUACAGCACACAGGAGAGCUCAGGUAAACAGCUGAAUACACACACAUCCACCCUGACACAAAAACACAGCUUAUGUAGAACACAAACAGUUACAUCAUACAUAAUCUUUGUUGUUUUGUGUCAUAAUCAUGUCAUACUCAAUACUAUUAAUUUUCACACCCAGGGCCUCCCACAUCUCCCAUAAAGCUUACUGUAGUUGCUAAUGGUUUACUUCUCCCCCUCCCUUAUUUUUUCUGCUUUUCAUUCCUCUUUUAGUGAACUAAAACUGUCAGUUAGUGUCUCCUUGGUGGAAAGUAUAAUUGACGAGGUUCUGCAGGACUUGUCUGUGGCUCAGCAGAAAUUGGUGAGAGUUUGUUUUGUGUGUGAGUUGUGUGUGUUGUGUGUGUUUAAUUAGUAUGACUGAUCACCACCCUCCCUCACCUCAGGACCGUAAUUUGAGGGAGCAGACCAGCUCCCUCAGCUACGAGUUGUAGACCAUAACUGCCCCACUGGAUGAUGUAAGAGUUCUGACUAACAUAAAACACACAUAUCCCACCAUGCUAUACUGUAUAUGCCGAACCAUUCUACCAGUCUACACAAGUACCUACAUUACCUGCAUUAGUUCUUGUUUAAUACAACUAACUGAAUAUCCUUCUCCUUCUCGAUAUGUUCAUGUCAUUUGGAGGAGCAGCUUCCACUCCAAGAGUAUCCGUCCAGCACCCUCAGUGAAAAGUAAGAACCAGGCGUGUCAUAAGUAUAAUUAAGAUUUAUUGUAACAGACUAUUUAGUAGGAAAGCUGGGAGUCUGGGAUGAAACUAGGAAAAUUUACAUUGUAAACAAUCAGGUUUGGGGAUUGGCAGCAGACUGCCACAUCAAAACUGCCUUGACCUGUGAUGUCAGUAGCUACAAUCUUAGAAAAAGGUUUCACCCAGAAUUCACAUUUGAAAGGUCAGGAGUCAAGUCUGAACCAUUUCAUUAUCCAGUUAGGAGUGAGCUCUAACAAAAGAGGGUCAAAAGGGCAGUAAUAUGAAAAUAGUGGAGCAGUCACAACAAAGAGGGAGAUAUCCUCUAGAGCAGCGUUUCCCAAACUCGGUCCUGGGGACCCCAAGGGGUGCACGUUUUGUUUUUUGCCCUAGCACUACACAGCUGAUUCAAAUAAUCAACUAAUCAUCAGGCUUUGGUUAUUUAAAUCAGAUGUGUAGUUCUAGGGCAAAAACCAAAACGUGCACCCUUUGGGUUCCCCAAGACCGAGUUUGGGAAACGCUGCUCUAGAGCCAUAUGGUUAUGGAUUGUUCUGCUCAAAUCCCCCUAGUGCAAUGUACUCUUAAAUACAUUUGAAAUCCGAUUUAGAACCAGUCAAACAUUUUGUCAGUGUGUCACAUGAAAAAAAUUACGCAAAACGUUUUAACCCCUUGUCCUCUGAAAAACAAGUCCAAAAAGAGGCACUUAUGUCUAUGUGUUUUACUGUGCAUAUGUUUUUGUGUUUGUGUGUCAUUGAUGCAGUCUGGGACCCUAGAGGGGCUGUCCCUCAAUGUGUCUUGGGAGUUCCCCCUCCUUGUGACAGUGCUGUGUCAUGGUGCUGAAGGUUAAAGGUCCCCCAUUGAAGGGGAGGGGUGUGGGGGUCGGUGGUGGUGGGGGGUUACUACUCUACCCUCAACAAAAGAUAAUCAGCUGUGCGGUGAUCUGCCUGCCCAAUGAAAAGGGCUGUGGCUAACUGGAGCAUGGCCAGGUUACUUUCAGACCACUGAGUCUCACUGGGGGGACGGGGAUGGGGAGGGAGGGGAGGGAUAGGGGUCACCGGCUUACAAUCAUUACACAACCCCUCCCCUCCUUUACCUCUCUCUCCCUGUUCUGGCGCUAUCUGCGCUCUCUUUCUCUCCCAUCUCUCUCGUUGUAUUUUUAUUUUGCUCUCUCUUGCUCCCUCUCUGUCUCUCCCUCUCUUUCUUGCUCCCUCCCUCUCUCUUCCAUUGUUUAGAUUCAGUGUUGCAAAUCUAUGUCUGAUUAGUCUCCUCUGUUCUCUGUGCCGUGAAGUCUACAGUUAAAGGCACCCAUCUGAUUCCUCUUUCAUCCAUAUUUUCUGUCGCUUUGCUCUCUGCUUUUUUUCUUUGUCGUCUUCUCCUCUCCCUUUCUUCAUCAACACUCUCUCUACCACCAUCCUUCUCUCUCUCUCCCAUUCUAUCUCACAUCCCCUCUCAGUGUGUUAACGCCACAUUAUAGCUAGUUGUCCUAUUUUUACAUGCAUUCUAUCACACAUCCUGUGCCUGUGUAGGUUGGUAUCAUUCCCUCUCUCUCUCGUCUUUCUCCCACUCUCUCUGUCCCCCUCUCUGUCCCCCUCUCUCUGUCCCCCUCUCUCUGUCCACCUCUCUCUGCCCCCCUCUAUCUGUCCCCCUCUCUCUGUCUCUCUCUGCAGGUCUCCUGGAUGUGAACACGGAGCAGCAGGCGAGAGAGCAUUUAUUAUCAGCAGGAAAGAGGAGGGGAGGUCUCAGGGGUAGGAGGGAGGGGGCGGGCGCUGUCGUCAACGACGAUAUUGUCAGUCACAGUGGCAGGCCAGCUGAAACCUGAAGGCCCCUCCCACAUAAGGAGGGAGGCGGAUGCUGCCGCUGCUCCUACUGCUGCUGCGGCUCUUAGCAACAGUGAUCCCCGGCGCCCUGAGCCCGCACCUCCUCAGCCCCCUAUGGACCUGCCCAUCGAAGGCCACACACUGAGGCACUACACCCGCUCCAGGCCCAGACCCAACCGCCGGAACAGCAAGCCGCCCAGCAAGCCCCAGGUAAGAGGCAACACGACGAGCACAGACCAUGGAGGAUGGGGAUGGAGGGAUGAAAGGGAGGCACAGAGAGAGGAAGACAGAGAGGGGGGUGCAGGGAGAGGCUAAUUGUCGCGACAGAGAUGCUUUCUGAGAGAGGAAUAGAAGAGAAGGGAUGGAGAAAAAUAGAGAUAGAUGAGGGGAGAAAAAAUCAGGGCAGAGCAGAGAGAAUGUUGAUGGAGGUAGAGUGAGAAAGAGAGGGAGAGGGGGAGGGAAGCAGUGUUCUGAUGGUGGUACUCAGGUUAUUGCAGCCACAGCAGCAGAGGCAGUGUCAUUGGCUUGCAGCGCUAGGCAUUCUCUCUCAUCUCCAUCUCUCUCUGUCGAUCUGAUUCUAUUUCACUGUCUUGUCAGUGCUGCUGCUGUAGCUGUUGAUGUGUCGAGGAGCCAUUUCUGUGUGUUUUCUCCAUAUUUUCCCCAGCAUUAACGAUGGUCCCUGUGGUUCUCAGUAGUUGGGGUGGGAGCUGUCAGAACGGGGCACUGUCUUUCCAUACUGAUUCUGGAUGGCUCUGCUCUGUGUGACUGCUGUAGCAUUUUAAUUAUUCAUGUUUUUACAUCAAGGUGGGCUCACCGGCUCUCUGCCCCUCCCCCUCUUCACUAUCACUCUCCUGUCAAUGGCUUUAGGACAAUCCCUCUUUUACGGUGGAAUAUUGUUAAGGACUGUCAAUGGGAACUGGUCAUGUGUCUGUGUCUGUGUUUGCAUGUAUGUAUUCAUUGUCAUGUUUGAUAAAAAUGUCGCACAAGGAGUAGCGGGUGCUCCAUGCUGAUUGGUGGCAGUCUAGUGGUCUGUCUGUGUGUGUGGGGGUGUGUAUGUGUUUUCCCUUGACACUGUUUGUUCUGCCAACUGAUCAAAAACAGCUAUCUCUCUGUUAUGUGUGAAAACAAUGCUGCAGCCAUCUUAUAAGCAGAACUAGUUCAAUAUAAAUGGCUGAUAUAAGGUGUUUUUUGUAACAUUAUGUGUGUGUGUGUCUGUCUGUUUGCUUCCUGCCAUUGUCGUUGUUGUAGCGUGAUUCAUUGUUGGUGUAGUAACAGUGUGAUUGGUGUUGUUAUUGCAGGUAACACUGUGCAAUGGGGUUAAUACCACAUUAACCGGGUGUCUGUAUCCACUGUGUUGUUAUUACUGGCACACAGUGUCACCACAUUGUUAUUUAGACUGUAUUCAAGGUGCCCCCAAUUGUGUAUUUCUAUAUUUCAUGUGCUCUUGUCCCUGGUUACCUGUGUGUCUGUAACGCAAUUGAAACAGCAUAUCCAUUGCUGUUGUCCAUGGUUACCUGUGCUCCUGUAUAGUAAUUGUUAGUGCGUUAAUCCCUGUGUUGUUAUCUGGGUCUCUGGGGUCAUUGUACAGUCAGGCAGGACAGGCGGCCAGCUCCGAUCAGAGAUUUUCUGGAGAGGACAGCUCGACAGAGAUGGGUUGGGCAGGAUGAGAGGCAGAAAGAUCCGCUUUACCCAUCUAUGGAAUGGAAGAAGUUCACAUAUGUGUUAUGAGGCAGAAUUGUGUGUUUUUUUGUGUCUGCAUGUAUUUGUUUUUAUGAACAUAAAACAUGCAUGUGUAUCGCAAGCAGGUUUAUGUUAUGUGAAUGUUUAUAAUGUGUGAUAAUGUAGCUAGUUGGCCUGGUGAAAUAUGGGGCCAGGUGGUGGUUGUUGGAGGGCUGCUGGCUGAGUUGACUGUGGAGAAGGAAGGGGCAGGGUCUGCAGGGUCUACUGUCACACUACUGUAACACUCCCUGUGGUUGGUGGUGGUGGUGGCACUGCACAUUCUGCAGGGUGUGCCUGCUGCCUGGCCCACUUAGAACAUGCUCACACAUGACUAGCGACUGUAUAGUUUCCCUGCAGUGGCAUUUUAUUACAUGUGUAGAGAAAUGUAAGGUAAUCUACAUUUGAUUUUAUAUAACGGCAUAGCUACCUCCCCCUAAAACAUCUUGCCUCAAUGUUACAGAGAUAGAGAGCUUCUUACUGACUGACGUCGUCAUCUGAGGUUUGUUCUUAAACCGUUCGCUUGCCAUCACUCAGUGCUAUGUUGAAGCCAAAACACAGCCAGUCUAGUGGUAUAUGAGGAAUUGGACAGAGCCUAGCAGUUGAAUUCUGCAAAUGGUGGGAACUCCUACUCAACGAUUCCCUGGGAAUGUGUGGGAGAUGAUUCUUUGAAAUCCAAGAUCUCAUAUUAUCAGACAGGAUAUGUCAGACCAUAUGUCAGAGAUUUGUCUUCCAUUUAAUGCUCUUCUUUUUAUACGGUUAAUUUACUAUUGUAAACUGGGUGUUUUGAGCCCUGAAUGCUGAUUGGCUGACAGCUGUCGUUUACCACAGGUAUGACAAAACAUUUAUUUGUACUGCUCUAAUUACGUUGGUAACCAGUUUAUAAUAGCAAUAAGGCACCUCGGGGGUUUGUGAUAUAUGGCUAAUAUACCACGGCUAAGGGCUGCGUCGUGCGUAAGAACAGCCCUUAGCCAUGGUAUAUUGGCCAUAUACCACACCCUCGGGCAUUAUUGCUUAAUUAUAGAAUUAGUGUGAAAUAUUAUAGGAUGACCAGAGCCCUCUACCUACAUUGACAUGAACUGUAGUUGUGAAAAGUCCACCUAUUGAUGUCCUAUUUACCACAAUAGACAAUGCACUGCAAAGACAAUAAAGUCCUGCCCCCUUCUUCAUUAGGGAGAAACCAAUAGACACCCCCCUUCUACCUACCAGUCUAUCAGUAAGAGAGUGUUGCUGUGCUAGAUGUAUAGACAGGGUAUAUGUAUGAAAGUGUUAGUGUGUGUUGUCAGUCAUCAGUGGAAACACCAUGUCUUUUUCUCUUCCUGAAGAUGGAGUGGAGUGAUGGGGAUCAGUGCUCUCUGAUUGGCUGAGAAGUGCACAAUUAUUUCUAAUCCGUUUGUCAUGCGGCGUGGAGCUCCAUUUGUAUACGUUGCUAUAUCUCUGUUCUGCAGGGGGUUGGUUCUCCUUCUUACUGUAACCACCGCGCCUUAGACUCCUCUCUCACAGUCUGUUCAGCAGCAGCUACACUCGCAGACUGGCUAAAUACAGAACAACGUCUCAAACACUAGCCUACCCUCUGUGUGUGUGCAUGUGUGUCCUUGUGUAUGUGCAUGCGUGCGCGCGCGCGAGAGACACUGAGAAAACAGUCCUUGCCUUCACUCUCAGUCUCUUCCCACUGCUGAAAAUUGUCAGUCAAUACUACCGGUCAAAAUGUUGGGGACUGCCUGUUUGUAUCUGAGUAAGUGACAGACAGCCAGGAAGAGAGUUAGUGUGAACUGCUCUUCCCACCAGCCUGUUAAAUAACAAUGAAUAAUUCAUCUUUUAAGUGAUCAUAGUUUGAUCCAAACAAAAGAGCUACUCUUCAGACUGGAACAGAGGGAGAGGAGAGAGUGGUGGUGGGGAAGUGUCACGAUCGUCGGGAACAGAGGAGGACCAAGGCGCAGCGUGGAAUGCGAACAUAUUUAUUAAUUGAUGAUCACACGAACAAAACGAAAACGUGACGUCCCUGGUUACAUUCACAAACCAACACGGAACAAGAAACCACACCAAAUGAAUGCCUAACGGCUACCUAAGUAUGACUCCCAAUCAGAGACAACGAGCUACAGCCGUCUCUGAUUGGGAGCCACCCUGGCCAACAUAGAUAUACAAAACCAGAACAAACACAAAUGAAAACUGGCUCAACAUACUAGAGUCCCCAGAGCCAGGGCGUGACAGUACCCCCCCCCCCCCCCAAAGGCGCGGACUCCGACCGCGCCAACCAAACACCACAGGGGAGGGACCGGGUGGGCACUCCGCCUUGGAGGCGGAUCCGGCUCCGGGCAUGAUCCCCACUCCCUCUCUAACCCCCCAAAGUACCCCUGGUCCGGUCUGACCCUGCUGACCGGAGCUGGACUGCACACUGGUGGAGCGGAUUGCUCUAGCUCCGGCGUGACGCAGCUGACCCGUGCCGAACCAGGCACCGGUGGAACAGGCACGGGCUGUGCCGUACUGACGACGCACACUACUGGCUUGGUGUGGGGAGCAGGUACGGGCCGAGCCGGGCUGACGAAACGCACCACUGACUUGGUGCGGGGAGCAGGAGCGGGCCGGACCGGGCUGACGAAGCGCACCACUGACUUGGUGCGGGGAGCAGGAACGGGCCGAGCUGGGCUGACGAAACGCACCACUGACUUGGUGCGGGGAGCAGGAAUGGGCCGGACCGGGCUGACGACGCGCACCACUGACUUGGUGCGGGGAGCAGGAACGGGCCGGACAGGGCUGACGAAACGCACCACUGACUUGGUGCGGGGAGCAGGAAUGGGCCGGACUGGGCUGGCGACGCGCACCACAGGCUUGGUGCGGGGAGCAGGAACAGGCCGGGCCGAGCUGGCGACGCGCACCGUAGACUUGGUGCGAGUGGCAGGAACAGGCCGGACCGUACUGGGAACACACACCACUGGCCCUACGCGGGGAUCAGGAACAGGCCGGACCGGACUGGCAACACACCCCAGUACCUCUCGCCGUGCCUCUACAUCCUCCUUCCCCCUGGUGACCAGUGACUCCCGUAACCUGGCGGCCUCCUGCUGCCCCGUCGUCCACGGCGUGAGCCCCCCCCUAAAAAAUUUCUGGGCGUCUCUCCUAUCCGUGGACCAGGUCUCCAUGUCCCUCGCCAGACUUUCGCCCUUCUGCUUCCAAGUCCAGCCCUUCUCUUCCUCACCCGGCUUGACCCAGUCGAGGAGGCGAAGGAGAUCUGCUAGAGAUCUCCCUGGCGAUGGCUCCUGGACACGCUGCUUGGUCCAGUCUUGGUGGUUUCUUCUGUCACGAUCGUCGGGAACAGAGGAGGACCAAGGCGCAGCGUGGAAUGCGAACAUAUUUAUUAAUUGAUGAUCACACGAACAAAACGAAAACGUGACGUCCCUGGUUACAUUCACAAACCAACACGGAACAAGAAACCACACCAAAUGAAUGCCUAACGGCUACCUAAGUAUGACUCCCAAUCAGAGACAACGAGCUACAGCCGUCUCUGAUUGGGAGCCACCCUGGCCAACAUAGAUAUACAAAACCAGAACAAACACAAAUGAAAACUCACACCCUGGCUCAACAUACUAGAGUCCCCAGAGCCAGGGCAUGACAGGAAGGGUUUGUCUUAGAGAUAUAGUCACAUGGUGGGGGAUCAGGGCCGGGGAGGAAGGGGCUGAGGGGUUGUGUUCUCUCCAGGUACCUGACGCGCAGAUGUGCCUGCACACACUGCUUCUGCCACAGCCACACAAUGUUCUAUAGAAUAGAGAGGAUGAUCUAUUGUGUGCGUGUGUGUAUGUGUGCGUGUUUGUUCAUAAACAUAUAUUUUUCUCUAUUGCAUAUCUGUUGUCAAACAUAAUAAUCAGUAUGUGUACGAUGAGAGUGUACUCAGCCUACACUGAUCAGUCACACAAUGGUAUUACCAUAAGCAUCCUCCAAGCUACUUAUUUAAUUGGUUAUGCUAUGCUGGCUUGGCCAAUAAGCAAAAGUUGAUUUUUUGGCAACGCUACAGGGGGAUUUGACAAUGGCAGAUGAACCACAGUGCCUUCUCUUUCGCAAUGAUCUUCUGUUUGUGUUUUCAUACAUGUGUGUUUGUGUGUGUGCAGGAGCAGGCAGCUGAGAGUGAAGAGAAUGAAGCCAAUGAGACCAUGGGUAGGGUGGAUGAGGGAGUAGAGGAGUUCUUCACUAAGAAGAUCAUCCCUGAUGACCCGCUGUAAGUAUCCAUAUACCUCCAACAGCAUACACCUUUGCAUACUGACGCGUACAGAAUAGAUGUACUGCAUGCACCCACACUAAACAAACCCACUCAUACUAGCUCUCUACACCUACACCCUCUGCACAUGCAUGUUCACACACUCCCAUGUAGACAAACAUCGCUACACACACAGCAUGCAUACAUACUGUAGCAACAGAAAGAUAACAGAAUGUAUUAGACUAAUGUUUGUCUACUUUGGUUAAAAACACUGUAUCCCAAAUACACAGCAUCCCACUGAUCCCAGCACUAGAUAGAGUAUGAACACUGAACAAGCACCACCACUGAAUGGAGACUCAGUAGUGUUGUUGCUGUUUUGUGCUUCACCUCACUUGCAGAAAAGCGCAGAGGGAGGAGGUCCCUUACAAAGCACAACCCACAGAGUCGACCUCCACCACCCCUGCCCCUCCCAGCACGUCUGCCCCGGCCCCGCCCUCCUCUACCACCACCACCUCUAUCACCUCCUCCUCCUCUUCCUCCUCCUCCAUGACCGUAACAACCACCACCCCUUCCAACGCCCCCUCCAAAAACAUCAAGAAGAAGUUUGGGGACUUCUUCGCCUUCAAGAAAGUCCGUGCUGGCCGGGGGGCGAAGGGCGAGGGUGGGCCGGAGGGCAAGGUCAAAAAGACCUCCAUCGCAGAUCUAAUCAGACCACUCAGGGAGGCAAAAGAGAGGGAGAGAGAGAAAGAGCGGGAGAAGGAGAAGGGGAAGUUAGAAGAAGAGAGUGGUGCUAAGGCCACCAGUGUUAAUGAUUCUGAUGCCACCACAACAGUAAGAGCAGCAGAGGACAACACCAUGGCUCCCGCCCCACCCUCUGAUGUCCCCAGCGUCCCCACAUCCCUGCCCACCAGCACCCCCGCCCAGGAGGAGGUGACAUCUGUGUCCCCCAGCGCUCUGACCCCCAGCCCCAUCAUCAGCCCUGUCGGUGGGUUCCUGGCGGAGAGGGAGAAGAGCCGGACCCUGGAAAAGAGCAAGACCCCAGACGGGGAGAGGAGACUGAAGGCCACACGGCGCUCCCUCAGGGAGGGCAAGUCCCAGUCCCUCAUCCUGCUGACAGGCCUGGAGGAUGGUGCUGCCGCACACGGAAGGGUAGGUACCGCUCUGCACUAGUGAUCAGAAAACACAUGGAGUGAGUUCAAAAGAAAAUGCACAUCAUUUAGAUAUGCUUUUGGUCAUUGUCUUUCAGAAACACGCAUCUGAAUGCACAUCCAGCUUUGAACAGCGCCUCCACGUCAUGCUCCACCGUAUGGGGGUGGCCAAGACACCACCCGCAGACACAAAGACCAGCCAGGUGUGUGUGAUAUUGAUGGUUGUGGACCACCCUUUCUCUUCUCUUCCUCCCUAUUUCCUCUAUUUAUGUUCUGAGCCCCCAGCUGUAGUGGGAUUCAUUUAGGAUUACAUCACCUUUGUGACAUUCAUGUAAUGUGCCAUGGCAGUGAAUAUCUCAGUAUAGUACCUAAUAGUGAGACUGUGACAUAGCUUGAUAUGGUAAAGGAUUUAUUGCAGCUUAUCCACUGCAGCGUGCCUUAUCAGUCCAGGUAGGAGCACAUAGGAGGAUAACUCAUGAAUAACAUUAUCAUAUCUUCCUUUAGAACAAAGAAGAGGAGCUGAGGAAAACCAACUCCGAAGGUAAGACACUCCACACACCUCCUCAGCUAUGUGUCUGGGACUGCCUAUGUGACUCAGUGUGACUCAUCACACUGUAUGUACAAAUCCCCUGUUGCUGACGGGAGCUUGACAGCAUCUCAGGUUUGCUGUAGAUGUGUAGUCUUAGUCAACUUAGAGUUGGGGGGUUGUGCUAGAUGUAGAUGUCUCCUCUUAGAACUGUUGAAUUGUAGACUGUCAAGUAAAAGUGUUGCUGUAACACUAGGGAUGCGAUUUGACAGUAAAUGCUAGUAAAAUGUAAACUGCAGUUGUUGGCCUCUUGAGUACCCCUUGAAAAGAAGAAGGAAUCUAGAUCAUUUUCUUCCUAAUUUUGAUUUGUAAGAAAUUGAAAAACUGUGCUUAUUUCUGGUAAAGGCCAGUGAGGUAAAGGCCAUCAGUGAAAUCAAUCCUGCAUGUAUAAAUAAAGUGUCCAGCUAGCACAUUUGUUUCAAUUCAAUGUCUAUUCCACAUUGGUUCAACAUCAUUUAAUUGAAAUGACAUGGAAACAACGUUGAUUCAACCAGUUUGUGCCAAGUGAGUUGUUUAACGUUCUCUGAACUAUUUGAGAACAUUCCCAAUGUCAAACCAGUUGGAGAAUGUUCCUAGAACAUUACCAAAAAUGUCAUUAAAUGCAACCAUGUUUGAACUUUUAGGAAACGUUCUGUUAAACCAAUGAAAUACCAAGAAAAUAACGUUAUUUUGUCAAGCUCCUUUAAUGUGCUGAGAAUGUUUCAAAGCCAAGCAACUAUCAUGCACCAUUCCCAGAACAUUGUGGGAAGGUUGUGUGCUAAAUAACCAUAGGACUGUCACGAUCGUUGAGAGACGGGUCAGACCAAGGUGCAGCGUGGUAUGCAUACAUAUUUAUUCAUGAAGAUAAACACUUGACAAUACAACAAAAGCACUGUAACGUGAAGUCCUAUGGGCUAUACUCACAACAAGCCAAACCAGAACACAAACAAGAUCCCACAACUAAGGUAGGCAACCAGGCUACUUAAGUAUGAUCCCCAAUCAGAGACAACGAGCGACAGCUGCCUCUGAUUGGGAAUCACACCCGGCCAAACAUAGAAAGAUCAACCCAGAUCUACAACAUAGAAAUACACUAACAUAGAUCUCAACAGAAAACUCACACCCUGACCCAACCAACAAGAGUUCUCUCGAUCAGGGCGUGACAAGGACAACCACGCUCUCACCAAGCUCUAAGAAACAUAUGGUUCUCAGAACGUUAUGUGCUAGCUGAGUGGUGACUGGAGUUGACCCUGAGGUUAGAGCAGGCCAGAGAGGCUCAUGGGAAGUCAGAGCAACACAGACCGGCCAGCCUGGGAGUCAUUACUGCCCUCUGUCACUCAGUGCUGGAGGUUAGGGGUCAGUUCACACAUCCACUCAGAGGGGAACUCAACACUAUCAGCCAAUGGCUUGUGCUCUAAAGAUAACAGUGAAAGCUCCCUUAGCUGUCUUUUGUAUGUAUUUCUUGUGUCAGGCUGCUUCAAGUAUGGAGGGGCUCAUAUUAUGUGUAGGUGAACCUACCAGUUUGCAAUAAUGAUCUCCUCUUUCUCAGGUGCAAUUCUUGAUAAAAAACCUGAACCCCCACCGACGUUCAUGAAGCCUCGCACUAUGUCCACAUCAGCUUCAGGUAAUUCUGACACUUAAAGCUGGUGAAUGGAUGUCCAUGUAAUAUAUCCAUCUAUACUCCAAGCCUUUAUGUAAAUAUAAUGUUGCAGUAAUGACUUCAGUGCAACCUCCCUUCUUCCCUCAGACACCAGGCGGCCAAUCAGAGCAGGCGUGACAUCUCUGGAGGCUCUCAGAACAGACAAGCCCCUCCUCCCAGGACGUCCCAUCGGACCCCUCCCUCCCAAGCCCACAGUGGCAGCCAAACCCCCUCUCCCAGCCCCCCAGCAGCACCCUGCUGCCGCUAGGACGUCCCCGGGGGUCCCCCGGCAGCCCAACACAGCCACAGCCCCGGAGACCCAGACCCAGCCAGCAGAGCCAGAGACCUCCCAGAGCCAGACCCAGCCCAAGCAGAGUGAGGUCACCAGCCCUUACUCCCGCAAGGAGACUCCCCCUGCCCCAUCACCACACAGGGGCCCCAGCUCUCUGGAGAGCAAGGAGCGUGCUGUGAGAGCACAAUCAGUCACUGAAGGUAUACAUACAUACAGUAUCAUUCACCUCUCUUCUUUCCAGGACUGAACACACUUUUUCAGUUGUGACAAAAUACAUGACUAACUAUAGUGUUUUUUCUGUCUGUGCAGAAAAAUACCAAGCUAGUUUUAUGUACUGUAUCUGUUCCCUUUGUCUCUCCCACUCUCUCUGAUUCUUUGUCUUCCAUUAUGAGCUUAAUAUGAAAUAAUGCAAUAACAGUGAAUGCUCAGAGCAUAAUAAUUACUUUGGUAUCUCUCUUUGUUUUCAUAUACUGUAACAUAAUUUGUGGAUGGCAGCUCCUAAUGCACUUGUCUGUAUUGAACAGAUUAUUUUACAUAAUCAAACAGAGCUGAUAUCAAUCCUGGGAGUCCAUUUGCCAGAAGUCGGACUGUAUUGGUUUUGACUCAACAAUGCAUCAUCUGAAUGACUGAAUGACUUUAAUGUAUAGUGUAUUGCACAGUGUAUCUACCACCAAUAUGUAGCACCCACUCGUCUGAUAUUAUUUGGGUCCAAAUUAUGGCAGAGGAUGGCAUCCCAAACAUGUGAGCCAAACAUGUGUUGGGUAUUGCAAUACCUGGUCUGAUCUUUUUGGACAUGAAUGUCACUGUGACUCAAAUGUCAAGCCUAAAUCCACCGUGAGUUGUGUGUUUGUGUCACUGUGUGUGUAAUUGUGUAUCUAACUCCUGUGUGUCUUGGUCAUCCCCUAGAGAGCCUUCCUAAACCCCAGUCCCGCAUGAAGCCCUCUCCCCAGCGGAGAGCUGUGUCCGUCUACGAGGACUCCCUCCGUGAACAUGCUGCUCUACUGGACCCCAAAGGUGAGCUCAUCAGCAGAGAGAGAGCACCUCCAGCUGUAUACCACUGGUUACUGCAGAUGAUCAAAGCCAUACAGUGAGGGAAAAAAGUAUUUGAUCCCCUGCUGAUUUUGUACGUUUGCCCACUGACAAAGAAAUGAUCAGUCUAUAAUUUUAAUGGUAGGUUUAUUUGAACAGUGAGAGACAGAAUAACAACAAAAAAAUCCAGAAAAACGCAUGUCAAAAAUUUUAUAAAUUGAUUUGCAUUUUUAUGAGGGAAAUAAGUAUUUGACCCCUCUGCAAAACAUGACUUAGUACUUGGUGGCAAAACCCUUGUAGGCAAUCACAGAGGUCAGACGUUUCUUGUAGUUGGCCACCAGGUUUGCACACAUCUCAGGAGGGAUUUUGUCCCACUCCUCUUUGCAGAUCUUCUCCAAGUCAUUAAGGUUUCGAGGCUGACGUUUGGCAACUCAAAUCUUUAGCUCCCUCCACAGAUUUUCUAUGGGAUUAAGGUCUGGAGACUGGCUAGGCCACUCCAGGACCUUAAUGUGCUUCUUCUUGAGCCACUCCUUUGUUGCCUUGGCCGUGUGUUUUGGGUCAUUGUCAUGCUGGAAUACCCAUCCACGACCCAUUUUCAAUGCCCUGGCUGAGGGAAGGAGGUUCUCAACCAAGAUUUGACAGUACAUGGCCCCGUCCAUCGUCCCUUUGAUGCGGUGAAGUUGUCCUGUCUCCUUAGCAGAAAAACACCCCCAAAGCAUAAUGUUUCCACCUCCAUGUUUGACGGUGGGGAUGGUGUUCUUGGGGUCUUAGGCAGCAUUCCUCCUCCUCCAAACACAGCGAGUUGAGUUGAUGCCAAAGAGCUCGAUUUUGGUCUCAUCUGACCACAACACUUUCACCCAGUUCUCCUCUGAAUCAUUCAAAUGUUCAUUGGCAAACUUCAGACGGGCCUGUAUAUGUGCUUUCUUGAGCAGGGGGACCUUGCGGGCGCUGCAGGAUUUCAGUCCUUCACGGCGUAGUGUGUUACCAAUUGUUUUCUUGGUGACUAUGGUCCCAGCUGCCUUGAGAUCAUUGACAAGAUCCUCCCGUGUAGUUCUGGGCUGAUUACUAACCGUUCUCAUGAUCAUUGCAACUCCACGAGGUGAGAUCUUGCAUGGAGCCCCAGGCAGAGGGAGAUUGACCGUUAUUUUGUGUUUCUUCCAUUUGCGAAUAAUCGCACCAACUGUUGUCACCUUCUCACCAAGCUGCUUGGCGAUGGUCUUGUAGCCCAUUCCAGCCUUGUGUAGGUCUACAAUCUUGUACCUGACAUCCUUGGAGAGCUCUUUGGUUUUGGCCAUAGUGGAGAGUUUGGAAUCUGAUUGAUUGAUUGCUUCUGUGGACGGGUGUCUUUUAUACAGGUAACAAACUGAGAUUAGGAGCACUCCCUUUAAGAGUGUGCUCCUAAUCUCAGCUCUUUACCUGUAUAAAAGACACCUGGGAGCCAGAAGUCUUUCUGAUUGAGAGGGGGUCAAUUGCUUAUUUCCCUCAUUAAAAUGCAAAUCAAUUUAUAAAUUUUUUUACAUGCUUUUUUCUGGAUUUUUUUGUUGUUAUUCUGUCUCUCACUGUUCAAAUAAACCUACCAUUAAAAUUAUAGACUGAUCAUUUCCUUGUCAGUGGGCAAACGUACAAAAUCAGCAGGGGAUCAAAUACUUUUUUCCCUCACUGUAUGUGUAACUGCGUGUGUGUCCACCUCACAGCCGCUCAGGUCUAGCUCCAGCCCACACAGAUUAGUAUUUGUGGCCAGACCCUGCAACAACAAUCUGCAUAAAAUAAAAUAUGUGUAUCAAACAGCAGUAUACAUGUGUAAAUCAAAAUACAAACACAUACAGUAUCAUACAGUAUCACCCAGUGCUAUAAGUAAGCUUCACAUUCUGUUUGACAUGUAUUACAUUUACAUUUUCUGGUAUGGCAUUCCAUCAGUGCGCACCUGAGAGCCUCUGGGGGUAGUUUGGUUCCUGCCAGUCCCACAUAUUUUAGCUCAGAGCUCUUACUGAAGAAGUAAAUUACAGUCCUUGUCACCUCCCGCACCUUCCUGGGGACAGAGAGAGGUCAGCAGGGGAUCAAAUACUUUUUUCCCUCACUGUAUACAAAGACUAUACUGUGUGUAUAUACUGUACUGUAUAUUUACAUUUUAGUCAUUUAGCAGACGCUCUUAUCCAGAGCGACUUACAGUUAGUGAGUGCCUACAUUUUUCAUGGCUCUGGAAAUGAUGUUACCCAGUCAUGUCAGUGUUAUCUCUGUUUUGUAGUUUUUCAGAGAACAACUUAACUACUGACUUUCAGCAUGCAUAUAGAGAAGGGCACUCAACGUGUACCUCACUGACUCAGAUGACAGAUGAUUGGUAAAAAUACAAAAUAAAGGAUAAUAAGAUGAUAGUUGGAGCUCUAUUGUUAGAUUUCAGUGCAGCCUUUGAUGUUAUUGAUCAUACAUUGUUAUUGAAGAAACCCACUUGCUAUGGCUUUACAUUACAUGCCAUCACAUGUUUGGAGAGUUAUUUAUCCAGUAGAACCAGAGAGUGUUCUUCAAUGGAAGCUUCUCAAACAUCAAAUAUGUACAGUGUGGUGUCCCGCUGGGCAGUUGCCUUUGGCCGUUACUCUUUUCUAUUUAUUUUUUUACAAAUUAUUUGCCACUGGUCUUACACAAAGCUAGAAUGACUAUGUAUACGGAUGAUUCCACACUACAUGUCAGCACCCAAAGUCAGUGAGCUCACUGAAAUUAUAAAUAAGGAGUUACAGUCAGAAUGGGUGAUUAAUAAUAAACUGGUCUUAAAUACAACUAAAACUAAAAGCAUUGUAUUUCAUUCAAAGCAGUCUCUAAGACCUAAACCUCAACUGGAGUUGUGCAUAAAGGGUGUCAACAUUGAGCAAGUUCAGGAAGCUAAACUCCUGGGUAUAUCAUUGGAUGGUCAAUUAUCAUGGUCAAGUCAUGUUGACAAAGUUCUUGUGAAGAUGGGAAGGGGUAUGUCUGUUAUAAAAAUAUGUUCUGCAUUUCUUUUACACAAAAAUCAACUGUACUAGUUGUUCAGGCUCUGGUCUUGUCCCAUAUUGAUUACUGUCCGGUAAUAUGGUCAAGUGCAGCAAAGAAAGAUCUAGCAAAGCUGCAGCUGGCUCAAAACAGAGCAGCAUACCUUGCCCUUAACUGCACAUACAGAACUAACAUCAACAACAUGCAUGCCAGUCUUUUCUGGUUGAGGGUUGAUGAGAGAUUAACUGCUUCUCUUCUAGGUUUUUAUGAGAAAUAUGAAAAUUCCAGAUUGUCUGCAUAAUCAAAUAACAUUCAGCUCAGAUACCCAUACAUACCCCACAAGACAUGCCACCAGGGGUCUCUUCACAGUCCCAAGUACAAAAAUAAUUCACAGCAACACACAGUAUUAUACAAACCCAUGAUGGCAAGGAACUCCCUUCCAUUUCAAUUUACUCAAGCAAUCAGCAAAAUUACCUUAUAAAAAUAGUUUAAACAACAUCUCAUGGAACAGCAGGGACCGUGAGGGGACACACAUAAACACACACACACAAAGACACACUAACACACAUUAUUGUUUAGAUAUAUUGUUUGUCUUAUUUUUUUGUUAUAUUGUUUGUAUGUCGUUGUAUUUUAAAUUCGUGUGACUGUCCUUGUCUAUCAGUGUAUCAGUGUUUUGUUAGUUGUCAUGUUCUGUGUUUUUUGUGGAACACAGGAAGAGUAGCUGCUGCUUCAGCAAAAGCUAAUGGGGAUCCAAAUAAACAAAUAGAGUAUAUCAUCCUUUCCUCCUUCUCCUAUGGUAGCACUUCACUAAAAACAUCUAUGCGUCACUGUGUACAAAUACAUUGAAAAGCCCUAGAUGUGUUAAUUUAUGCUCUGUUACAUUAUGUAUUUGAGGCAGGUUGUUUAUCUUUACUCUCCCUCCCUCCCAUCAGAGCUGAAGGCAGCGUUGCCACGGUUGCAGAAGUCACCAGUCCAGAAACGUACCAACCUGGGGGAGCUCCCUACCUGUAGUGAGAACCAGCAAGAGGGAGAGGAGGGUGAGUAGGGGGCAGGGGUGCAGGGGUGCAGGGGUGCAGGGGGUAAGGUGCAGGCAUCGGAGGGGGAAAUAAGGCAAAUAGGAACAGUUGCUGACUGAACCUAUAGUUUGAAAGGAAGAUUGAGUCAAGAUAUUUUGAAGAUGAGUGUAUGGUUGUAAAAUGGAUGCUCUUCUUGAGGCUCUGUGCCAAAUGUACAAAUGUUUGGUUUGGGGUCUAUGAGCCUUGGCCUAAUGGGUAUAUGCCCACUUGCUUCCCCUCUCUCUGCUUUGUCCACCUCUAUUUGUCUGUAAACAGAAUAGUAACUCACCCAUCAGUCCUUCAGCACCACAUGCACUUUAGAGCAAUUACCAUCCUAUUACAUCUCAUAUAUUAAUAACCUUAAAUUACAGGGCUGGAGGAGGACUGGAUAUCAGGUCCUCUAUGGUACAAUUCAUGUGAAAGAUUUAUUAAAGCCAUGCUUCAUCAUUAUGCCCACAACCCUCAUGCAUCCCUCACAGUCAAUAUCUACCUCACAGCAUGCUAUAAAGUGCCAGAUAUUAAAGUCUAGAAUUACCUUGUUUUGGAUUAAACAGAAAUGAUUGCUUGAAUGAUACUAAUCUAAUCAAGAAACAAGUGCUUUUCUUUCAAACUUUGUUAGGUUUAUCUUUCUGCCUGUAAAAAGGCAGGUUCCAUCUUGUUCUGUGUUAUCUUUGAGAUUAAAAAUCUCAUCUAUGUUAUGUCUUAUUAAUCAUCCAAACAGCAGGUGAAGCGGGGGAGAAGAAGGAGAAGGAGAGGACUGGAGAGGGUGAGGGGACGGACAGCCGGCCGGUAACAGAGGACAAGCCAGGGCCAGGGCCAAGCCCAGUGGGGGCCGGUCAGGUAGAGGGAGAGAGCACAGCAGAGAAGAGAGGCGAGACGGUCUCACAGCAGCACAACAGCGCAGGCACAAACAUCAGACCAAAGAACUGAACCCCCCCUAAUGGAGAAACACAUGGACUGACCUGCGCAGAGUCUAUUUUCUAUCAUGUCUACCUUUGCCUUGCACGCCAGAUUAUGUAAAAAAAAUUAAAAGAAUUAUGAACAAAAUGUUUUAAAGAGUGUAAAUCCAUACCUAUACUUGUUAAUAAUGAUUAAAAAGUUGAUUCUGAAGUGUCGUCAAGUGCACUGUCAUCACUGCU
Molecule: messenger RNA, 36462 nt
Organism: Coregonus sp. 'balchen'
Lineage: Eukaryota; Metazoa; Chordata; Actinopteri; Salmoniformes; Salmonidae
Source: the annotation of a GenBank genome assembly